Molecule: messenger RNA, 360 nt
Organism: Eruca vesicaria subsp. sativa (arugula)
Lineage: Eukaryota; Viridiplantae; Streptophyta; Magnoliopsida; Brassicales; Brassicaceae
Source: the annotation of a GenBank genome assembly
AUGCUUUCGUGUGCUGGAGCUGAUAGGCUUCAGACUGGUAUGAGAGGUGCUUUUGGAAAAGCGUUGGGGACUUGUGCUAGGGUUGCGAUUGGUCAGGUGCUUUUGUCUGUGAGGUGUAAGGAUGCUCAUGGUCAUCAUGCUCAGGAGGCUCUGAGGAGGGCUAAGUUUAAGUUCCCUGGUCGUCAAAAGAUUAUUGUUAGCAGGAAAUGGGGAUUUACUAAGUUUAACAGAGCAGACUUUACGAAGUUGAGGCAAGAGAAGCGUGUUGUUCCUGAUGGUGUUAAUGCUAAGUUCCUGUCAUGUCAUGGACCUUUGGCUAACCGUCAGCCAGGAAGUGCCUUUUUGCCAGCAACCUAUUGA